Molecule: messenger RNA, 1439 nt
Organism: Styela clava
Lineage: Eukaryota; Metazoa; Chordata; Ascidiacea; Stolidobranchia; Styelidae
Source: RefSeq, a predicted model, not a curated record
AAAAAAUCUUGUUUUCAGUUGGAUGUGCAUGUUUUGUUAAUUCAGAUAAUUUACGUAACUUUCAAAGGAUAAUUCCUGAAAAUUACGCAUGAGAUCGAGAUAUGCCUUGCUGUGAAUGCAAAUGGAGCUAGCAGAGAACGUGGACGAAAAACAAUCGUCUUAUAUGAAGCCUGGCACAACCAACCCCAAAUAUAGAGAUUCAUUACAUUCUGUAAACGAUAUGGCAAAGGCAAAGUCGAGGGUUUAUAUGAGAAUAUUUGCGUAUGUGACGUGUUGUGGUUUAUUACUGCUUGUUGGUGGUGGAACCUUCUUUAUCUAUGAAAGUUUGGUCAUUGAUAAACUUCCAGAAAAAGAGGUGAAGCCGGAUGACACAUUGGUAUUGGGCCGAUCGGCACCAGCUCCAGCUGCAUAUCUAAUGGAUGAUAACGCAAACUAUUCGAAGGAAUUUCAAAUUGUUGCUUUUGCUUUCAUCGGCGUCGGUAUUGUUUUAUUCGUGAUUGGAGCGCCCCUGGCGACGCAGUUUUAUCGAAGAUACAGAGGAGCAAAAGAUUCGGAAAGAUCACCCAUAAUCGAUCCUCUCAGUAAAAAAGACAAGUCAAAAUCAAAAAUUUAUAAUCCACAGAAGCAAAAGGAACCAAUUGAACAAACGGCUGAAUCCUCUUCAACUACACAAACUUCAAAAAAAGCGAGAAUAUUUCGCGGAAAACGAAAAACAAAACUCGGAUGGAUGCAUAAAAGCAGAAAAUCCUUUUCUCAAGAAGGAUUUAGAUUUGCUGCUCAUAGACAUCCAUCCAUGAAUCAGAUAACCAUUGAUAGCAGUGGAUUUCUUGAUAGACGAAUCAGCGAAAAUUCAUCUGGUGGAAGCAGUGAUGACGAUAUUCCCGAGGUGAAAGAUUCGCCAAAAAUGCGACCCAAGUCACCGGGAUUUAUGGGAUUCGUCAGUCGAAUAUUUCAGCGAAAUACUGUAAAAGAAGGCGACUUUGAGCAUAGAAAGUUGGAAAAUAUUCCCGGUUCGUCUCGAGAAAAAUCGACAAGUGGAACCUACGAAGAAACAAGUAAUGUAACUACAAAGAAACAUGAUAUGGAUGCUGCAUCGGAUAGGUCAAACGAGAGAAAUACUUACGGAGUGAAUCAGAGUUAUGAUCCCAGUAAAGACUUUGCAACUGACAAUGAUGGGCUUUAUAACCUUCAGGAUUAAACUUACGAGAACUAGUUACUAGAGUACAUCUAAAGAUCCAAGUUCAACAAUUACCUCAACUCGUUGAAAAGUUACAAAGGCGGGUUGGAUGCGAAAACAUGGUCGUAUCGGCAUUACAUUGUGUCGUAACAAUUCCUAAAUAGGGGAAAUAUUAUAGUCAAUGUUACCAGCUGAAUUUUUAUGCUAGUAGAUCAAUAAUAAAGCAAAAUACAUGAGUGAAUACGAGCAAGUGUUUACUACG